Molecule: messenger RNA, 1247 nt
Organism: Chanos chanos (milkfish)
Lineage: Eukaryota; Metazoa; Chordata; Actinopteri; Gonorynchiformes; Chanidae
Product: 2-oxoglutarate receptor 1
Exons: 2
Coding region: 144-1094 (316 amino acids)
Biological process (GO): G protein-coupled receptor signaling pathway
Cellular component (GO): plasma membrane
Molecular function (GO): G protein-coupled receptor activity
Source: RefSeq, a predicted model, not a curated record
CACUUAAACUGGGCAAGAGAACAAGGAAAUCAUCCCUUGUCGUUCCUGAACACCACUGAACCCUAAAAGUCCACCGGACAAUUUCGAAAACUUUUCGAUGAGAAACAUCUCCAGGGAGCUGAGGGCAAAAACAGCAGAACACGAUGACUACAUCUGAGAAGUGUACCCUUGUGGAAGACUACAUUAAGAAAUUUUACCUCCCAGCCAUGUACCUGCUCAUCCUCAUCGUGGGGCUGGCUGGUAAUGCCACAGCUAUCAUCAUCUACCUGGUCAAGCUCCGUCCCUGGAAGAGCAGCAGCAUCAUCAUUGUGAACCUGGCAGUGACAGACCUGCUCUACACCUUAAGCAUGCCUUUCCUUGUGCAUUUCUACAUCACUGGAAACUGGACUCUGGGAGAGCUCAUGUGUCGCUUCGUGCGUUUCUGUUUCCACUUCAACCUGUACGGCAGUAUCCUUUUCCUCACCUGCCUGAGCGUUUUCCGGUACGUGGUGGUGGUACAUCCACUGAGGGCGGCUCAGGUCCAGAGGAAAUGCUGGGGUCUCCUGGCCUGCCUUGGGGUCUGGGUCAUCACACUUGUGGAGAUCAGUCCAAUGCUUACCAUGAUUACCACCGAACAAACCAACAACACAACGCUGUGUCUAGACUUUGCCAGCAACAAUCCCUCGCAGAUCUGGUGGUACAGCUGGCUGCUGACUGUCCUGGGUUACGUGGUGCCCUUGGUGGUGGUGUUCUGGAGCUGUACCAGCAUCAUGCACGCCCUGGCCCAGGGUGCGAACGUGGGGAGACCGAGUCGGGUGAGGGCUCGCAGGUUAUCCAUGCUUAUCCUGGUGGUCUUUGUAGUCUGCUUCCUGCCCUACCACAUGCUGCGGGCGCUAAGGGUGAACAGCCUGAGGGCAGGCAGCGCUGUUGCCUGCUGGGAAAAAUGCGCGAUAAACACAGCCUACACUGUGUCCAGGCCCCUGGCCGGGCUCAACACCUUCUUCAACCUGGCGCUCUUCACGCUGGCCGGAGACAGGGUUCAUCAGGCCGUCCACAGUCUCAUGCGUACGAGGGUGCACUCCAGUAGCUCUGUGGCCGUCAUCUACGGUGACUGAUCUUUUCAAGUCCACAAAGAUGGGCGAUGACGGCGGUUAGUGGUGUUUCCCGCUGGUUCAGGCUUCAUCAGGAAUGUAUGGUCAUUUUAUUUUAAGAUUUACUCAUAUUUGAUUACAGGAUUAGUAUGGGCUGUUGAACAAAUAUGAGGAGGC